Messenger RNA from Hordeum vulgare subsp. vulgare (domesticated barley), 2165 nucleotides. Its product is annotated as F-box/LRR-repeat protein 14-like. The record is from RefSeq and is a predicted model, not a curated record. The coding region runs from base 282 to 962 and encodes 226 amino acids. Gene Ontology annotation, biological process: SCF-dependent proteasomal ubiquitin-dependent protein catabolic process. The transcript is spliced from 2 exons. Gene Ontology annotation, cellular component: SCF ubiquitin ligase complex. NCBI's taxonomy places the organism in Eukaryota, Viridiplantae, Streptophyta, Magnoliopsida, Poales, Poaceae.
CACACAGAUCUCUCCACCGCGAAGAACAGUGCCUCCUGCGUUCUUCACCAUCUGCAAAAUAUCUCGCCCCCUUGCGCUCGCCCGGAAAGACUAGGGUUUCAGGGUUCUCCUCAUUCGGAAUCAGUCUGGGACUUGCCCUUCAAAUUUGACUGGAGACAGAGCCGUCCUCCCCCGGCCCAUCCACGGCGGCCACCAUUUCUGUCCCGUUCUUCUCAAUCGGCAUAUCUCCGCUGGUUGGUUCGUGUCCAGCACUCUGGAUACUCAGUCCCAACUAGCACUCGAUGGAGGAUCUCCCGGAGGCACUGCUGGCAGAGAUCGUCAAGAGGGUUAUCAAAAGAAGUGACUUGAAUUCUCUUUCCCUUGUCUCCAAGCGUCUCUUCGCCAUCCAGGCUGAACAAAAGGGAUCCAUCCGGGUUGGUUGUGGCCUUUGCCUUGCCACUGAAGCUUUGGUGUCACUCUUCUCCCGGUUCCCCAAUUUGUGGAAAGUAGAGAUCGAUUACGCUGGCUGGACACCUUCCCACGGGGAUCAGUUAGACAACCAUGACCUCUUUGUGAUUAUAUCUUGCUGUCCCUCUCUGACCGAUCUCACACUAAGUUUCUGUUCACAAAUCGAUGACACCGGUCUUGGUUAUCUAUGCUACAGCGAGAAAUUGACUUCCCUCAGGCUGAACUCUGUACCUGAAAUAACUUCUAGUGGACUUCUCUCGGUCGCAGUUGCUUGCAAGAGUCUGUCUUCCCUCCACCUUAGCAACUGUGAGAAAGUAGGCAGUACCGAGUGGCUGGAGUAUCUAGGCUUGAAUGGAUCAUUGGAAGAACUUGUACUCAAGAAUUGCAGUGGAAUCAGCCUGUAUGACCUCAUAAUGCUCGGUCCAGGAAGGAUGAAGCUACGCAAGUUUGAAUUUCGAAUGGGUGGAUUAUGGGAUGUUCAUGAGGGAUAUGGUCAUAUGGAAAUCGAUGGUUAGUCAUGAAACUGACAAUUGAUGUUCCAUGAUUGUUGUUUGGUUUAUGAGCAGUUAAUUUUGGGGAAAUUGCCAGCGAGAAGAAUGAGAUUUCGAGGGUCUUCUAGUUGACUAUUUUCUUUGAGAUGUCUUGCUGUAAUAUCUGUCAGCAGGAGACUUAAUAACACGGCAAAUUAUUGGAGCUUUCAUCAAUGAAAAUGUAAACAUCCUGGACCGUUACAGUGGAAAACAGUACAAGAAUGCCAGCCAUGCAGUUGCUCUGGCUAGUGCUUGGCCUAAGAAGCAGGAGGGACAUGCAGAUAGAAAACUAAUUCAUGGUACUUUAUCCCUUGGUAAUUCUAUUACUUUGCUGUAACAAAUGUAAGAAGGCAUGGUCAGUUGUUCUGCUAUGAUGGCAUUCAGGAUCCCAUUAAAGAACAAUUCAUUACAAGACUGUUGAUCACUUCUUUCCACGGAUUAUUCCAGAUGCAGAAGUAAACUCAGAAGGAUGAUAGAAUGGUACCAUCCUCAAAUGGUAUGGGGUGCACAGCCCUGAAAGUAUGGAAUUAGUAUACACUGGUGGUUUUCCCAUGUUACUUGAAGGCUAUCAUCUUUUAUGGAGCAGUCUACUCUCGGAAGGUAUGCAUGACAGUCUCCGUUGUUUUAUGAUGCCUAAGUGGACCUUAUUUUGCAUGUGUGAUCAGGCUUCACCUUUUGUCGAAAAAAUCAGGCUUCACCUCUUUAUAAGACAAAUUCUCCUAUUCAAUAUUCCAGCCAAAAAUGGGAGAAUUAACAACACGAUCGGUUUAAGUGGCAGGUGCUCACGGUCUUCAUCAGCUAGUUGCCCAUGGGGUCAGUGGUAAGAUGUAGCUGAAGAAAGCUCUCUGUAUUCUGCAAUUGUAUGAAAUUUGGGCAGCCAUGUGGGUCCCAGAAGGCAAAACAAAAAGCUAUUGAGAUGAUGCUUGAUAAGUUAUUGCAAAUUUUCACUGUGGUUUGCAGCUGUUAUGUAGUCUAGACAAUAUAAAAAUAACCACUAGGGAAAAUAUAAUCUGCUUACUUAGUGUAAACUAAAUUAAUUGCUACGUAAUUGCUAUAUUGUUGUACUAAUUCCUAGUUCAAAUUGGAUCUUCAUCCUGACAGGAAAUUUAGAAUGUUUUAUUGUAUUUGCCCAUCAUUUCUGUAUGUCAUAAUAAAUGAAGUUGCCCAAAUGAGAGGCUGAUUUUAUGA